Myiozetetes cayanensis is the source of this 4051-nucleotide messenger RNA. RefSeq names its product PPFIA binding protein 1 (gene PPFIBP1). NCBI's taxonomy places the organism in Eukaryota, Metazoa, Chordata, Aves, Passeriformes, Tyrannidae. Gene Ontology annotation, biological process: neuromuscular junction development. The transcript is spliced from 30 exons. Gene Ontology annotation, cellular component: presynaptic active zone. The record is from RefSeq and is a predicted model, not a curated record. The coding region runs from base 328 to 3444 and encodes 1038 amino acids. Gene Ontology annotation, molecular function: protein binding.
GAAAUGCCAACCAGUGAUAAGAUUAAUCCUAACUGAGAGUGGAGAGACAGAGAGAACUGCAUUUGUGGUUUAUUUUUAUGUUUUCUCGUGGUGGGUUGCACAUCCAGCCUUGGGGAAGCCGUUCUUGUCGGCACGAGCGAGGUGUUCGGCUGGGGGCUCUAAAGGGGGGACCUGCCUCUCCAAAAGCACCCCCACACCCCAUCCUGCACUGGCUGUGCACACAGGGAGAUUACGUUGCAGACGUGAGGCUCUGGACCCAGCUCACGCUCCCGGGGUUUUCUGGCUCCUUGAUGGUGUAGCUGGGGAUUGUUCCUGGGAAGAGAGAAGAUGAUGAGUGAUGCAAGUGACAUGCUGGCUGCGGCUCUGGAGCAGAUGGAUGGCAUCAUCGCAGGCUCCAAGGCGCUGGAAUAUUCCAACGGCAUCUUCGACUGCCAGUCCCCCACCUCGCCCUUCAUGGGGGGCCUGCGGGCGCUGCACCUGGUGGAGGAUUUGCGGGGCUUGCUGGAGAUGAUGGAAGCGGAGGAGCGAGAAGGGCUGCGCUGCCAGAUCCCGGACUCCACGGCGGAGGCGCUGAUCGAGUGGCUCCAGAGCCAAAUGACUAAUGGACACAUAUCUGGGAAUGGAGAUGUUUAUCAGGAAAGGCUGGCUCGUCUGGAAAACGAUAAGGAAUCUCUUGUUCUGCAAGUGAGCGUGCUCACAGACCAGGUGGAGGCCCAGGGAGAGAAGAUUCGGGAUCUGGAGUUCUGCCUGGAGGAGCACAGGGAGAAGCUGAAUGCCACGGAGGAGAUGCUGCAGCAGGAGCUUUUAAGCAGAACAACCCUUGAAACUCAGAAGUUGGAUCUUAUGGCAGAGAUUUCCACUCUGAAAUUAAAGCUUACAUCUGUAGAGAAGGAUAGAUUGGACUAUGAGGACAGAUUCAGGGACACAGAGGAUUUGAUCCAGGAAAUAAAUGAACUGCGCUUGAGAGUGGGAGAGAUGGACAAUGAAAGACUCCAGUACGAGAAAAAACUGAAAACAACCAAAUCUUUAAUGGCCAAACUUUCUAGUAUGAAAAUCAAAGUGGGGCAGAUGCAGUAUGAAAAGCAGCGGAUGGAGCAAAAAAGCCAGAUGCUAAAGGAUGAGCUCUCAGCUCUGAAAGACAAACUGGAGCAGAAGGAAGCCGAGGUAAAAAGGUUGCACGAGAAAUUGGUUUGCAAGCUCAAAGGAGAAGGGAUUGAAAUCCUGGACAGAGAUGAAAAUUGUAAAAAGAAGCUCAAAGACAAAAAUAUAGAGGUACAGAAAAUGAAGAAGGCAGUAGAAUCUCUAAUGGCAGCAAAUGAAGAGAAGGAUCGGAAGAUCGAAGAGCUCCGGCAAUCUCUGAACAGGUACAAGAAAGUUCAAGACAUGGUGAUUCUGGCUCAAGGGAAAAAAGGCAAGGAGAGUGACGGUGAAGACUUGAAUUCAGCGUCUGUUUCCACGGUUUUAUUGGACACACCAAGCCUGACUGACCCAGAGAAAAGCCCAUCCCCAACCCCAGUGACAGCAUCUCCAAUCCAUGAUGAGUUUAAUGUGAAUAUUCAUGAAGAGAACUCCUUACAGAUCCACACCAGUAUUUUACAGAUUUCAAUCCCUUCUUUUUCGUCAACAUCCAAGAGCUCAGAAGUUGCUGCAGAGAGAGUGAAAACCCAGCCUAGGCCAGAUGCUGCCAGUGAAAUGAGUGAAGGAAGAUCAGCAGGUUCCUCCCCAGAAACUCAUCUGUGUGAUAGUCCAGUAACCUCCUCGCUGCAGAAGUCCAGCAGCCUGAGCAGUUUGAGGAAAGAGCCAUCUGAAGUGGACAGAGAGCCUGCCCAGAAGCCAGCAGAGCAGGUUAAACCUCCUGUGGAAGGUCACAGUUUUGCAACCCUGCCCCCCAAGUCUCCCUCUCACGGUGGCACGGCCGACGAGGACAGUUUUGGUACCCGCAAGGCCAGGUCCUCCUUCGGCCGAGGCUUUUUCAAGAUCAAGAACAACAAGAGGACUGCAAGUGCCCCCAAUCUGGAUCGCAGUCGAAGUGCAAGUGCACCCACCUUAGCUGAGACGGAGAAGGGAUCUGCAGAUCACUUGGAUCUGGCUGGCUUGCCCCCCCGCCCAAAGGAAGCAGAUGGUCUACAGAUGACACCACCUUCUCCAGAUUCCAGGAAAAAGGCCAGGGGGAUCAAGAAGUUAUUUGGAAAGCUCAGGAGGAGUCAGUCCACCACCUUCAACCCCGACGACAUGUCCGAGACCGAGUUCAAGCGAGGAGGGACGAGAGCGACGGCGGGGCCACGGCUGGGCUGGUCCCGAGACCUAGGGCAGUCCCACAAUGAGCUGGACAUGCCGUUCGCAAAGUGGACGAAGGAGCAGGUUUGCAACUGGCUCCAGGACCAAGGGCUUGGCUCCUACAUAAAUAAUGGCAGGCAGUGGAUACUGUCUGGGCAGACACUCCUGCAGGCUUCUCAGCAGGAUCUGGAAAAGGAGCUGGGGAUAAAGCACCCGCUGCAUCGGAAGAAGCUCCAGCUUGCUCUGCAGGCACUGGGAUCCGAAGAGGAGAACAACCACGGCAAACUGGAUUACCACUGGGUUACCAGGUGGCUCGAUGACAUCGGCCUGCCCCAGUACAAGACCCAGUUCGACGAGGGCAAGGUGGAUGGCAGAAUGCUCCAUUACAUGACUGUGGAUGACCUGCUGUCCUUGAAGGUUGUCAGUGUCCUCCACCACCUCAGCAUCAAAAGAGCCAUCCAGGUGUUGAGAAUAAACAACUUUGAGCCCAACUGCCUGCGCAGGAGGCCAUCGGAUGAGAGCAACGUCAGCCCCUCCGAGGUGACCCAGUGGACCAACCACCGUGUGAUGGAGUGGCUGCGCUCCGUGGAUCUGGCAGAGUAUGCACCCAACCUGCGGGGCAGUGGUGUGCACGGGGGACUCAUGGUUUUGGAGCCUCGUUUCAAUGUGGAAACCAUGGCACAGCUGCUGAACAUCCCCCCGAACAAGACGCUGCUGAGGCGGCACUUGGCGACUCAUUUCAACCUCCUCAUCGGGCAGGAGGCCCAGCAGCAGAAACGAGAGGCCAUGGAGGCCCCAGACUAUGUCCUCUUGACAGCAACUGCCAAAGUCAAGCCAAAGAAACUUACCUUCAGCAACUUUGGGAGCCUGAGGAAGAAGAAGCAAGAUGAUGGGGAAGAGUAUGUGUGUCCCAUGGAGCUGGGGCGGGCGUCGGGGAGCGGCUCAAGGAAGGGCUUUAAGCCUGGCCUGGAUAUCCGAGUGUACGACGAUGAUGAUUUGGACAGGCUGGAGCAGAUGGAAGAUUCAGAAGGGACAGUGAGGCAAAUAGGAGCGUUUUCUGAAGGCAUCAACAACUUGACACACAUGUUGAAAGAAGAUGAGAUGUUUAAAGACUUUGCCACCCGCUCUCCCAGCACCAGUAUAACAGAUGAGGACUCCAAUGUUUGAUGGUAACCAGCAGGCACUGGCAGGGGCUCACUUUCCUGUGUGCAGGAGCAUCAUCAUUUGAUGUGAUGGGCAGCAGAUCAUGUACAUUACAAUUGCUCUUGCUUCUGUUUGUUCGAAGGAACGUUGGGGGGGUGGAGAAUUUUAAAGAAAAAGGAGAUUUAAAGAUAAAAAAAAGGUGCCUACUCUAAAGUUGCCAUAGAAACCACCCAGACACUGGUGAAUGGUAAUCAUUUUAACUCUAUUUAAUGUACAAACUGGUGAUAUGUUUCAGAGUGUUGCAUUUGUGGUAUGAUAGUGCUCUUUUUUUGCUUAUUCAUGGCCUCAGAUAAUCCUUUAUACUGUUGGAAAGUAACAGAAGGUGUUAGGUGAAAGUGUUGAGUCUGUAGAUAUCGUGCAUCAGCUUUCUCUAGGCUCUCAGCUGAAAAAUAGAAGUUACUGCUCCUUUUCAAGUGCUUUUGUUUGGCACAGAUGCCAGUUUUGCCCUUCCUGCAGUAUCCAAUGUAGGAUUUUAGUCAUCUGUGCCCUGCUUAAGCUCCCUGGUAGCUCUUGACUGUUGCUCUUAUUUUUAUACUGUUUUAUAAAAAAAAAAAAAAAAAGAAAAAAAGAA